Nipponia nippon (crested ibis) is the source of this 945-nucleotide messenger RNA. The record is from RefSeq and is a predicted model, not a curated record. NCBI's taxonomy places the organism in Eukaryota, Metazoa, Chordata, Aves, Pelecaniformes, Threskiornithidae.
AUGCCCCUUCUGCCUUGGGACCAGCCCAGCGAUAGCUGCCAGGAAUACAGCGACUGGAAGGAGAGGAAAACCUACCUCCCGCCUUGGAAGAAGAUCGAUUCGGCACCCUUAGCUUUGCUGCACAAGAUCCUGACGGAGAGCCCGACGGCGAGGAUCACCAUCCCCGACAUCAAGAAGGACCGGUGGUACAGCAAACCCCUCAAGAAGGGGGUCAAGCGGGCCCGCGUGUCCUCGGGGGGCGUCGCCGACUCCCCCGGCGGCUUCUCCAAGCCCGUCCGCUCCGAUACGGACUUCUCACCGGUGAAGAGCGCGCUGGGCGAGGAGAAGGCGAGCUACUCCACGUCGCAGCCGGAGCCCGGCACCGGCGGGGCGCUCUGGGAGAGCGGGGCGGCCAGCAUCGACAAGCUCGUGCAGGGCAUCAGCUUCUCCCAGCCCGCUUGCCCCGACCACAUGCUGGUCAACAGCCAGCUCCUCGGCACCCCCGGCUCCUCCCAGAGCCCGUGGCAGCGGCUGGUGAAGCGGAUGACGCGCUUCUUCACCAAACUGGACGCCGACGGCUCUUACCGCGCCCUGAAAGAGGUCUGUGAGAAGAUGGGGUACGGCUGGAAGAAGAGCUGCACGAACCAGGUAGGGAUUGGGGUGCAAAAUCUGGGGUGCAAAAUCACGCCGUCGCAUCUGCAAAUAAUCACGGACAGGAGGAACAACAAACUCAUCUUCAAGGUGAACCUGGUGGAGAUGGAGAGCAAGAUUUUGGUGGAUUUUCGGCUCUCCAAGAGCAAGCGCAGCACAAGGGCCCGUCGGUUCGCUCGGGGCUCGGCCUUGCGGGACGCCGUGGCGCUGGGAAACCUGGCCGCACCGCAGCAGCCUGGCUGGCGGCUUUGCAUUCGGGGCUUGGAGAGCGGCCAGGGGGAGCGCUGGGGGCCCGCUGCUCGCCAGAUGCGAUAA